Molecule: messenger RNA, 1875 nt
Organism: Thyridium curvatum
Lineage: Eukaryota; Fungi; Ascomycota; Sordariomycetes; Thyridiales; Thyridiaceae
Exons: 1
Coding region: 1-1875 (624 amino acids)
Source: RefSeq, a predicted model, not a curated record
AUGUCGUCGUUUCGUUACCCACCUCUACCGCGCGGCGAUGGCCUGCGGUUGCUUGUCCUAGACCCGGGCCGCUUCUCCGAUCCAUUCCGGGGUCGGCUAGUCUCGGCGACCUUUGCCUCCAAGCCCAAGUACAUCGCGCUAUCUUACACCUGGAAAGACAGGGACGAGGCUCAUGCAAGCGUCCGCAUAGGCAGAUCUAAUGCCACCGUCGUCGAAGCCGAUGACGGUUCCGACUGUAUCGAGCUCGAUGGGCACCAAGUCCCCAUCAGUCACAACCUGGCGCUCGCCUUGAACUAUCUGCGGUCCGACAAGACCAGCAUAAGUCUCUGGACGGACCAGAUAUGCAUCAACCAGGAUGACGUUCCGGAGCGCAACUCUCAGGUCGCUUUGAUGGCGUUCAUCUACACGCGUGCGGUGCAUGUGGUGUCCUGGUUGGGCCUGCCCGAGGAGGAGCCUGACCGGACCAGCGCUGUCGUCCGCGCCUCGAAGUGGACGUCCGGCCAGAGCCAGUUUGCCGCGACUGAGCGUGUCGUGUUCUCGCAGCUGGGUCAGGAUACUUUCCCGGUGGACGAGGACCCUUACUGGAGGCGUGUCUGGAUAGUGCAGGAGGUCUGCCUCGCCAGGUCCGUUGUGUUUGUCACGGGCCAGUACGUGUGGUCUGAGCAGCAGAUAAUGCUGUCCGUCCUCGACGCGCACGCGCCCAUGUACAAGCUCCUGAAGGCAAGGAAGCAGCGCUUCACGGACGACAUGAGGCUGGAAGCGCUGAUCGAGAAAUUCAUGCAUUGCGGGUGCGGCGAGACGCGCGACAGAGUCUACGGCUUGCUUGGUCUGGCAAACGACGUUGUCUCGAUCAACACAGCCGAGACCCUUCCAACCCCGCAUCCCUACGACGGUGACAGUACCCGGAGAGGACGAGGCACGAUCGUGGUAGACUACAAACGGCCCUUUUACGACAUCUGGUGCGAUGUGGUACUGCACAUGUACCGACGAGCGAUGCCAAAGCUAGACUUUGGCAAGUCUGAGGAGGAGAGACAAGACGAGAGGAGGUCUCGAGUUGUCAGAUUCGCGGGUGUGGUUCAGAAGGCUCUUGGAGGCAAGGUCGAUGAAGAGGUAAAACAACCGGGGUUCCUCCAAACCAAAGCUUCCAUCAAACCUGUGUCCCCGCCAUUCAUACAAGUCAAGGCGUACAUUGCCGGUCGAAUCCAGAGCAUCGGGCCCACCUACUCAAACUUCCUCGGCUCGCACUUCGAAUCGGGGAGAUGGGUGUCCAGCUGGUACGAUCACUACAGCGAUGAGAACGACCUCUCCAAGCUUCGAGAGGUCGAGGAGACGUAUACAGGCAAGAUCAUCGACUUCAACGAGACUGACCUGGCACGGAUCUCUUCCUUUGAGAAUCAUGCGGUGGCAUGGUCUCCACUACGGGAUUUCUCGCCAGAAGACUAUAAGCCGGCUCUUGGCUGCUUACCUCUGGGCGAGCCGGCGCGGUUCGUGGGCACGGAGCACUGCAUGGGCCUCGCGCCUCACGGGGCGGAGGUGGGAGAUCUCGUGCUGCGCUUCUGGGAUUGCGAUGCGGCCAUCGUCAUGCGGCUCCGGAGCGAUGGGCUACACGACUAUCUCACCGGCGAGGACAGCGACGGGAUCAGCCGGGUCCUCAUGGACGAGGAGGACUCGGGGCUUCCUCCCGAGCAAGCCGGGUUGUAUGAACUCGUCGGUCGCGCAGACAUUGCAGAGCCGCACGUUCGGAAGGAAGGUUUGGGCGAUGCCCGGGCCAAGGACAGGUUGAAGGUGGACCGGGAGAGGAUGACGACAACGGCCAGAUAUGUGUGGAUGGACCUCGCUACCCUACAGAAGAUCUCUGUCGCAAUCAAGACCUGA